Molecule: messenger RNA, 969 nt
Organism: Penicillium atrosanguineum
Lineage: Eukaryota; Fungi; Ascomycota; Eurotiomycetes; Eurotiales; Aspergillaceae
Product: Pyridoxal phosphate-dependent transferase major region subdomain 1
Exons: 1
Coding region: 1-969 (322 amino acids)
Source: RefSeq, a predicted model, not a curated record
AUGGGAAUCACUUGGUCGCAGUUUUUCCCACCUGCACCCUCCUUGACUGAAGCUAACCUGCCCAGCCAAAGAGGCAAGGUUUUCAUCGUCACUGGGGGUUACUCUGGCGUGGGGUUAGAGCUGUGCAAAAUACUUUAUCAGGCUGGAGGCAAGGUGUACCUCGCAGGCCGCUCAGAGGAGCAUGCCUCAAAUGUCAUAGCACAGAUCCAAUCUUCAAUCCAGUCAGAUGGAACCAUUAUCUUUCUUCCCCUCCACCUCGAUGAUCUAGCAAGUAUCAAAUCAGCAGUGGAGACCUACAAUGCAGCGGAAUCCAGGUUAGAUGUUCUUUUCAACAAUGCCGGCGUUUCAAACCCGCCAGCUGGCUCCGUCUCAGCACAGGGCCAUGAUCUCCAACUCGCAACGAACUGCCUUGGGCCACAUCUUCUCACACAAUUACUUCUACCGACUCUUCGCCGUACCUCCGAGAGCGAACCACCUGCUUCUGUACGCGUAGUAUGGACGGGGUCAAUAGUUGUCGACAUGUCUGCCCGUAAAGGAGGUGCUAUUCUGGAGGAGAUUCUGCAGAAAGACACAAAUCCCCAGCGCAAUUAUGAAAACACCAAAAUCGGCAACUGGUACCUCGCCCAUGCAUUGGAUGCUCAAGAAAGGCCCAGUGGAAUCUUGAGUGUGGUCGUGAACCCAGGAAACCUCAAGUCGGGCUUGACUCGUCAUAUGUCCCCGCUGGUGCCCUUGCUAGUAGCACCCCUACUGUAUCCAGCUAGGAUGGGUGCUUACACUGAACUCUGGGCUGGGCUCUCUAGUGAGCUUACGUUAUCUGAUGGGGGUAGGUAUAUCUUGCCCUGGGGGCGUUUCCACCCCAAUCCAAGGCAGGAUCUGUUACAAGGGAUGAAGGGAAAAGAUGUCGGUGGUACAGGUGAUGCGGCCACUUUCGUACAGUACUGUGAUAAUCAAAUCUUGGAAUUUAAGUAG